UGUGUAGCAGGAAGGCAAACUCAAAGCUCUCUCUCGGUGGAAGACGGCAACGAAGUGACAUCUCACUGCUUUCACCAAACUGUACAAUGGAGGAAUUAAGUAGUUGACGUUUCCUGUAACCUUCUCUUUUAAGCUUUCUUCCGUCUGAUCACUGUGUCCGCGAACUUCAGUUCAUCGGUCCGGUUUUCCGCGUCUUACGGUCCUUUCACGAUCCAAAAAUGAAGAUCAUAAUCGGCAUUGGCGGGGUUACCAACGGAGGUAAAACCACCCUCACCAACAAAUUAAUCAAGAACCUCCCUAACUGCUGCGUUGUACACCAGGAUGACUUCUUCAAGCCCCAAGAUCAGAUUGAAGUUGGUGAAGAUGGCUUUAAGCAGUACGAUGUACUUGCUUCUCUGGACAUGGACGCCAUGAUGUGCACCAUCUACGCAUGGCUUGACAACCCAGUCAAGUUUGAGAAGUCUCACGGAAUCAACAACCGCCUUGACACGGAGAUACUGAAGGAGUCUGACCAAAAGGAAGAGGUGGAGGAAACUCACAUCCUCAUCGUGGAGGGCUUUCUGCUUUACACCUAUGGACCUUUGAUCGACGUACUGAACCAACGCUAUUUUAUUACCAUUCCAUACGAAGAAUGCAAAAAGAGAAGGAGCUCAAGGAACUAUUCGUGGCCGGAUCCACCAGGCCUUUUCGACGGCCACGUCUGGCCCAUGUACGUCAAACACAAGAACAUAAUGGAGGAGACCGGAGUUGAUGUCGUGCAGCUAGAUGGCAGAAGAUCCAAGGAGCAACUGUACAACUUUGUGUACGGAGACAUUCUGAACAUCCAGAACAAGCAAGAAACAAAGGUCAUGUGAUCGGCCAAGAAGGGCAUCCGGUCAGCCUGCGGCACCACCACCAACUGCUCUGCCUAACUUUUUCUACCCUGUGGCUCAUUUUAGCUGACAAUUGGGACUUUUCUAAACAUAACUUAUUUACCUGAUAGAAUGAAAUGCUGGCAUGUUUAUUUUAUUUUUUACCUAACAAUAUUUAUUUUGUUUUUUUAACAUCGGCUACAUUCAGAAGUUUAUACAGAAAGGUUCUGAGGAUGCUUGCACUUGGUUAUUCACUUCAAUAAAUGACCCGUUCUGUAAAAA
Gadus chalcogrammus (walleye pollock) is the source of this 1133-nucleotide messenger RNA. It is a transcript of the gene mibp2, whose product is annotated as muscle-specific beta 1 integrin binding protein 2. The record is from RefSeq and is a predicted model, not a curated record. Lineage: Eukaryota; Metazoa; Chordata; Actinopteri; Gadiformes; Gadidae. Gene Ontology annotation, cellular component: cytoplasm. Bases 219 to 854 code for a protein of 211 amino acids. The transcript has 8 exons.